This is a messenger RNA of Oncorhynchus gorbuscha (pink salmon), 2675 nucleotides long. RefSeq names its product heparan sulfate glucosamine 3-O-sulfotransferase 3A1-like. The transcript is spliced from 2 exons. Lineage: Eukaryota; Metazoa; Chordata; Actinopteri; Salmoniformes; Salmonidae. Bases 150 to 1235 code for a protein of 361 amino acids. The record is from RefSeq and is a predicted model, not a curated record. Gene Ontology annotation, molecular function: [heparan sulfate]-glucosamine 3-sulfotransferase activity.
UAUUUGGCACUUCGCUUGGAACAGCCGGUGCACCAGGUUUUUGGGCAUGGAAUUAUGAUUAUGUGCUUUUGCUUACAAGAAUACCAGAUGUACCGAAAGAAGAGAUGUGUUGUUCAUAGAAUGGCUUCAAUUUGUUUGUGGAAGAAGGUAUGGCUGGUUCUCAUCACCUUCAACAAGACGUUCCGCGACUCCUGCAUAAACUUCUCUUCAUGUUCUCCCUUGCUGUGGUUUGCGCGUCGCUGUACUUCAUUCUCUCCGGCUGCUGUGAUUUUAUUUUAGUGGAUACUGAGAAACAUUUGAAGAAAACCUCUCAACUUUUACCUUUGCCUUUGCUGUUCCAAAGGAAGAAUGCCUCGGCUACAGAUGUCGGUGUGCGCUCAGCAUCCCCCUUCGGCAGCGCAGGUGCGACAGGUGCAGUUGGUGCGCAAUCAGUCAGUGUUGGUAAGGACUGGACCGCAACGAGGAGGCUACCCCAAGCAAUCAUCAUAGGGGUGAAAAAGGGCGGAACACGAGCUCUUUUGCAAUUCCUAAGACUUCAUCCUGACAUUCGAGCACUUGGCUCUGAACCCCACUUUUUCGACAGACAUUACUCACGUGGGUUGAAUUGGUACAGGAACCUGAUGCCCAAAGCUCUGGAGGGCCAGGUGGUCCUGGAGAAGACACCCAGGUACUUUGUGACGGCGGAUAGCCCCGGCCGGAUCCACUCCAUGUCCCAGGAGGUCAAACUGAUCGUGGUGGUGCGUGACCCUGUGACCCGCGCCAUCUCUGACUACACCCAGAUCAUAUCCAAGACUCCGGGCGUUCCCAGCUUUGAGACCCUGACGUUCCAUAACGGGACGGAGGAGGCGCUGAAGGUGGACAAUCUGUGGAGCCCCAUCUGGAUUGGCCUGUAUGCUCUGCACCUGGAGAGGUGGCUGGCCCACUUCCCCUUGGAACAGAUCCACUUUGUCCAUGGGGAGAGGCUGGUGAGCGACCCUGCAGGGGAGCUGGGCAGAGUCCAAGACUUUCUGGGACUUCAGAGGAUCAUCACAGACAAACACUUCUACUUCAACAAGACAAAGGGUUUCCCCUGCCUGAAGAAGCCAGAGGGCAGCAGCAAGCCCCACUGCCUGGGCAGAACCAAGGGCAGGCCACAUGCUGACAUCCACCCUCAGGUCAUCCUCAGGUUACGUCAGUUCUACCAGCCACACAACCUGCGCUUCUACCAGAUGACAGGGCAGGACUUUGGCUGGUAGGAUGGGAGCCUAGAAUGAGGUGGAAAAAAGAUGAUACCAUCGUUACUGUUCAAAACACAGGCUGCACGAAGAGGAUACAGGACAAGGCUUGAAUUGGUGUAUUUUGUGACGGUCCUGAUGUCAUCUGGAUUAACUCAAGUCCUCAUGCAACCUGUAUUGGCAAACAAAUCAAAACAGUCACACUUUAUUUUGUGACAGUUAAACAGCAAGAAGUAACGUGAGUAAUGCCAUAGGCCUUCUGUUUAACACCAUGGACAUACAGAGGAAAGGGACAGCAACAUCCACCGUCAGAAAGCAGGUCCUCAGAACUCUAGUGUGAACUUACCCUUUACUCCACUAGAUGGCAGUCCUUCCCAACAGAGGCUUAGACAGUAUUGUCGAAGUACUGUAAACUACUUGGAAAAAUGUGGAUUUGUUGUCAUGAUCGUCAUACACAUUUUUUUCUGUAGUCAGAUUGAGCAAGUAUUACCAUAAGAAAUGACAUGGCAUCCCAUAAUUUAAAUCCAAGACAAUUCAAGGCAGCUGCAUGGGCAAAUACUUGAAAUAUUUAGUAGUCCUGCAUUGAUCCAUUCAGUCUGUAGUCGUUUGCAAUUUCCUCAAUAUUGCCAAGAAUCAUAGACAGAUUCACAGUCUGUAUUGUCCUCAAUUUCUGACAAAGUUUGUGUUCAAUACACUUCCUGUGUAUGUUUAUGGGUGCUGCUUUUUCUUCAUUACAUUCUGAAGCAAAUAUUAAGAUCCAACUUUCUCUCAAACACAAACUUACAUACAGCACAUAUAAACAUAAGCACCAUAUUGUAACCUACUGUACGUGUUGGAAAUAGCCGUCUGUACACCAAGCAUCCAUAUGGCAACUAGACUUGGCUGAUAUUUGCAGCCCCAUGCCGAAUGUGGCAACAAAACUACUAACAUAGCUUGUAAAAACAGCUUUACCAUCUGCUCCAGAAUAACAGUAAUGAUAAUAAUAGUCAUGGCCUUGGCUCUAGAAACAUACAGGAGGAAGUUGAGGACAAGUGUUGUUUAUUCAGUCAGCUCCAUGUUCCUUUGGCCAUAAUAUUAGUAAUGAUCUUCUCAAUGGGAUCCAUUAUGCCCUAUAUAGUCCAGUGAGUUUGGGAUCCUGUAUAUGAGAGCACAUUUAUGGUCAUUUUAAUGAAGAGGUCACCAAGCCUGGUCCUCUAAAGCCUUAUAGAUCUGAUAGGCCCUGUUCUGAUACUGUGAUUAUGGAUCCUUUCUUCCUCCCUUUUGUGUUUUGAAUUGGAACCUAUCCAAUCAUGUUGGAGCAGUCAUAACCUCAAUGAAGGGAAGAUGGAAGGUACAUUCUAAUAGUAUUGGAAUGGGGCCCUGCAGGCCCUGCAGGCCCAGGGUUGGUGACCACUGUCUUAGCAGUAGGCCUCUCCCUGUGGUUCUGUCAUGCUGUCCAGGCCCAUUACAUAGGCUGCUCCA